AUGACCGUCUCCCAGGAUGAGCCUCUGAUGCGAAAUGACCACGGCCAGAAACAACUCAUUAGGGAGCCACUGAAGCUGAAGGGUCUUCUGGAUAAAUACAAGUCAUUUAACGUCACUCCCGCAAUUGGCAAGGAGUUCCCUGAUGCCAACGUGGUAGAAUGGCUGAAAGCUCCCAAUAGUGACGACCUCCUGCGCGACUUGGCUAUCACAAUAUCUCGUCGAGGUGUUGUUUUCUUCCGCGCCCAAAAUGACCUGACUGAUGAGCUUCAGAAGGAAUUGGCGCAUCGUCUCGGUGUUUUGUCGGGCAAGCCAACCGACUCGAAACUGCACAUCCACCCUUUAACCAAACACAACCUUGAUAAGGACCCGGAACUUAACGUUAUCACCACUGAUAAGGCCGCGAAUCCGGCGGAGGACCUGUGGAAAAAUAGACCCGCCGAUAUCAGAAACGCCUGGCAUACGGAUACAGGCUACGAGCCGAAUCCCGCCGACUACUCAAUUUUGAAGCUCGUCAAGCUGCCCGAGACCGGCGGAGACACAAUCUGGGGCUCUUCCUGCGAAAUCUACGACAAAAUCUCACCCGCCUACCGCAGCUUCCUCGAAGGCCUAACUGCCACCUUCUGCCAGUCGAGACUCCCAAUAGCCGCUGCUGAAAAGGGAUUUGAGCUGUAUGCAGAGCCCCGCGGGUCCCCAAACAACGUUGGCACUUUCCUCAGGGCCGUCCACCCCGUAGUGCGCACCAACCCCGUCACCGGGUGGAAGAGUUUGUUUGCCGUGGGCAAUCACGUCGAACGGAUCAACGACCUGACGCCCGACGAAAGUAGACGGCUGCACGAUUGGUUCCUUCAAAUGAUUGUGGAAGAGCAUGACAUUCAACUGCGACAUCGGUGGGAGAAUCAGUAUGAUGUCGGUCAGUAUACCCCACCAUCCGCCCAUCUCGUCACUAUCUGGGAUAAUCGUACUGUUUACCACUCGGCCAUUUUCGACUAUGCCGGAUUGGGCGCUCGUACAGGCCAUCGGGCAGUGAGCAUCGGCGAGCGACCUUACUUCGACCCGAACAGUAAAACCCGCCGCGAGGCUCUCGCUGAGGAAGGGGUGAUGUUCUAA
Molecule: messenger RNA, 1107 nt
Organism: Penicillium cinerascens
Lineage: Eukaryota; Fungi; Ascomycota; Eurotiomycetes; Eurotiales; Aspergillaceae
Product: TauD/TfdA dioxygenase family protein
Exons: 4
Coding region: 1-1107 (368 amino acids)
Cellular component (GO): cytoplasm
Molecular function (GO): 2-oxoglutarate-dependent dioxygenase activity
Source: RefSeq, a predicted model, not a curated record